Molecule: messenger RNA, 1245 nt
Organism: Gregarina niphandrodes
Lineage: Eukaryota; Apicomplexa; Conoidasida; Eugregarinorida; Gregarinidae
Product: N-acetylglucosaminyl transferase component GPI1
Exons: 1
Coding region: 1-1245 (414 amino acids)
Biological process (GO): GPI anchor biosynthetic process
Cellular component (GO): membrane; endoplasmic reticulum
Source: RefSeq, a predicted model, not a curated record
AUGGGCGUUCCUUGCGUUAUUCUGGGUUGGUGGUGCAGUGUGGUUAUGGAGUACACAAGGACGAUGUCACGUUAUUCUGCGACCUUUCGGCAAGUACAUUUUCGGCUAGCACAAUUUGCUCGUUUGCCUCUAUUACUAUGUUUAAUCCAGGAUCGUAGAGCAGAGGAGGAUGGCCUAUAUGUGGCGUAUGCGGCGUCAACUAUGUUGGGUUUAGUAGUGGAUAUAUUUACCGGGCUGUGUUUCGCGGUUUGUGUGCAUCGGUAUGAGAAGGAGGUGAUUUAUGUGUUGCAAAAGAGUACUAGUUUACUGACAAUUGAUUCUUUGCGAUUGUUGAUCACGUGGUUAACGGGUGUGCCGGGAGGCUUCAAGCUGAAUAACAAGUUAGACUACUUCCUUGCUUCCAUAAUGUAUCAGUUAUUGUCCGCUUGCGAACGUUUGUACGAUCUGGUUAAGUCAUUGGAGCUGCCUGUGGUGCCUGUGUUGACUGUUUGUAGCCUCAGCGGCAUCACAAUUUUAGGCGGCGCAGUAAUGGACUUGUUGUCGUUCGUAUCACUCUACCCAUUUCUCAUGAACUUUGGCAUGUGUCACUUCGUCAGUCCCUUCAUGUCAUGUCUGUCCUCGCUGUUCUCUCUCUUCCGCGGUCGCAAACUCAACAUAUUAAAGCAACGCAUGGACACACUCGACUACUCUUUCGACCAACUUCUACUCGGCUCCAUCCUCUUCCCUUGCUUCGUCUUUCUCACGCCCACGGUGCUGCUCUUCUACCUCUCCACUGCCGCACCCUGGACCCUCUGUCUCUUCGGCUACAUACUGAUACAACUCGUCAUCUUCUUCCUACAACGUUUCCCCCACGUCGUCUGGGUCCUUCCCAUGCUCCAACCAGUCCACACCAAGGGACUGGAAAUCAAUCCCUCCCCUUGCGACUCCCCUCCCGAUCCCCGCCACACCUACUGGGUCGUAUCCACCAUACCCAACAACCUCAAAGACAACAUAAUCAAGCCACUCACCUACCAAUGGCGCGAAAUCAAAACUGCAGACAUGAUCAGUCUCUGUUCCAUUCUCAAAGCCCUACGUUCAGCACAGUGCAUAUACCCCCACUUUGGCUUCCACACGCUCUUCGAAUCCGUCUAUGACGGCUUCAUGGGUCUGGCUCCACGAAAUGACGCCACAGACUAUGACCACAUCGAAACGCUGCCGAGACUACCUUUCCGACACGUCAGACACAUCAUAAGGAACCUCCUCUGA